CCGUCCAGGACAGUGCGGAAGGAGAUUCCGGGGCUGGGGUCUCAGAACCCGACUCGUGGUCCUGGCUGGAGAUGGAGUUCAACAGUGAGGGUCUGAGGCGAUUGCUUGGCAAGUACAAGUUCAGGGAUCUAACUGUGGAAGAACUGAAGAAUGUAAAUAUGUUUUUCCCACAUUUCAGAUAUUCCAUGGAUACCUAUGUUUUCAAAGAUAGUUCCCAGAAAAACCUGCUGAAUUUCACUGGCACUAUUCCUGUGAUGUAUCAGGGUAAUACAUAUAACAUACCAAUUCGUUUGUGGAUUUUGGAUUCUCACCCUUUUGCUCCCCCCAUUUGCUUCUUAAAGCCAACUGCAAAUAUGGGAAUCUCAGUUGGAAAACAUGUGGAUGCUCAAGGCAGAAUAUACUUGCCCUAUCUCCAAAACUGGAGCCAUCCUAAAUCUGUCAUUGUUGGAUUAAUUAAAGAAAUGAUUGCCAAGUUUCAAGAAGAACUUCCCCUGUAUUCUCUAUCAUCAUCUGAUGAGGCACAGCAGGUAGACUUGCUAGCCUAUAUUGCAAAAAUCACUGAAGGUGUCUCAGAUAUAAAUUCAAAGAACUGGGCAAAUCAUGAGAAUAAAACAGUCAAUAAAAUUACCGUGGUUGGCGGUGGAGAACUGGGAAUUGCCUGCACAUUAGCAAUUUCAGCAAAGGGCAUUGCAGACAGACUGGUCCUCUUAGACCUCUCAGAAGGAACUAAAGGAGUGAUAAUGGACCUUGACAUAUUCAACCUGCCUAAUGUGGAGAUCAGCAAAGAUUUGUCUGCCUCUGCUCAUUCCAAGGUGGUGAUCUUCACAGUCAACUCUCUGGGUAGUUCUCAGUCCUACCUCGAUGUGGUGCAGAGCAAUGUGGAUAUGUUCAGAGCCUUUGUUGCAGCUCUGGGACAUUAUAGUCCACAUGGCAUCCUGCUCGUUGCAUCUCAACCAGUGGAAAUCAUGACCUAUGUGACAUGGAAACUGAGUGCAUUUCCUGCAAAUCGAGUGAUUGGAAUUGGUUGCAAUCUGGAUUCACAGAGAUUACAAUAUAUUAUUACAAAUGUUUUGAAGGCACGGACUUCAGGAAGAGAAGUAUGGGUUAUUGGUGAGCAGGGAGAAGACAAAGUGCCCACAUGGGGUGGCCAAGAGGACGUAACGAGGCAUAACUCUCAGGUGCAGCUGUCCAACAGAGCCAUGGAACUGUUAAGGGUAAAAGGUCAAAGAUCCUGGUCUGUUGGACUGUCAGUAGCAGACCUGGUUGACAGUAUUGUGAAUGAUAAAAAGAAAGUGCAUUCUGUAUCAGUUUUAGCAAAGGGAUAUUAUGAUAUAAAUAGUGAAGUGUUUUUAAGUUUGCCUUGCAUCCUUGGAACCAGUGGAGUGUCUGAAGUCAUCAAGACCACAGUGAAAGAAGAUACAGUGACUGAGAAACUCCAAAGCAGCGCAUCAUCAAUACAUAGUCUCCAGCAACAGUUAAAACUUUGAUUCUAAAGUUCAGAGUUACUUGAAAGGAAAGGUCGCUUAAUUUUACCAACAUAUAUAUAGGGCUGAGAACUCUGUGUCUUAUUAUUUAUCCUUACAAACUGCUUGGUUAAGGUAGAUGGUUUCUUGGUUGGCUUUGUAAUAUGAAUCCUUAGGUAGUUAGAUAAGAAGGAAAAAAAUCUAAUUUUCUUUGUUGUUGAGAUAUCUAUACUGUUCUUUAAACCUACAGCAGAGAUAAAUAUUCAUCUGCAAUAUGCAUCAUUUUAAAAUUAUGUAUCCUCAAUUAGCACAUUCAGCACUUUGGGAAUACUUUGAAAAUGAUACACUUUUUUUUUUUCUUUUUUGCGGUACGCGGGCCUCUCACUGUUGUGGCCUCUCCCGUUGUGGAGCACAGGCUCCGGACGCGCAGGCUCAGCGGCCAUGGCUCCCGGGCCUAGUCGCUUCGCGGCAUGUGGGAUUCUCCCGGACCGGGGCACGAACCCGUAUCCCCUGCAUCGGCAGACGGACUCUCAACCACUGAGCCACCAGGGAAGCCCCGAAAAUGAUACAUUUUUAAGGCAAAUUACUCUUUGACUGUUAUAAUAACCAUGAUAAGCCGAAAGCCCAGUAUGGAUUUACAGAAUCUGUGCCAGCUAUACACUCAAAGGAUCCACAAUUUAAGCUAUUAAUGUUUCUUCUUUAAAAACAGUGGGUAGUAAUGAUAAUAAAGCAUUUUGUUUUCCCUCUUCAAAUUAAUUAGCUACCAAAAAAAUGGAGAAGAAUUUUACACGUACUUUAAAAUAGUAAAAAGGAAAAUGAAAUUUU
Messenger RNA from Physeter macrocephalus (sperm whale), 2288 nucleotides. RefSeq names its product UEV and lactate/malate dehyrogenase domains (gene UEVLD). Gene Ontology annotation, cellular component: ESCRT I complex. The coding region runs from base 72 to 1487 and encodes 471 amino acids. NCBI's taxonomy places the organism in Eukaryota, Metazoa, Chordata, Mammalia, Artiodactyla, Physeteridae. Gene Ontology annotation, molecular function: L-lactate dehydrogenase (NAD+) activity; ubiquitin binding. The transcript has 12 exons. Gene Ontology annotation, biological process: protein transport; lactate metabolic process; pyruvate metabolic process. The record is from RefSeq and is a predicted model, not a curated record.